Messenger RNA from Capronia coronata CBS 617.96, 1791 nucleotides. RefSeq lists its product as uncharacterized. The record is from RefSeq and is a predicted model, not a curated record. The transcript has 3 exons. The coding region runs from base 1 to 1791 and encodes 596 amino acids. Gene Ontology annotation, molecular function: transmembrane transporter activity. NCBI's taxonomy places the organism in Eukaryota, Fungi, Ascomycota, Eurotiomycetes, Chaetothyriales, Herpotrichiellaceae. Gene Ontology annotation, biological process: transmembrane transport.
AUGUCCCCUCCAGAAAAUGCAGAGGCCGUAGGGCCUCCAUCGCCGCCGAACGGUGAUACAUCUGUGGAUCGCUCAGCGGACGGAUUGAAAGAGGACCAGUCGCCACUAGACCAGGUGACAAGCCACUCUGAAUCCUAUCCCGAAGGACUCAAGUUGGUUCUGCUGUUGGCCAGUAUCUAUCUUUCCAUCUUCUUGGUCGCUCUCGACCGUACAAUCAUUGCAACUGCUCUCCCCAAGAUCACCGAUCAUUUCCAGAGCUUUGGCGACACAGGCUGGUACAACGCCGCCUUCUUACUCCCGGCCACUGGACUUCAGCUCUUCUUUGGACGGCUGUAUACAUUUUAUUCUCCGAAAUGGAUUUUCAUCAGCCUUGUUUUCGUGUUCGAGGUCGGGUCUGCGGUCUGCGGAGCGGCACCGAGUUCCGUGGGAUUCAUCUGGGGCCGGGCCGUAGCUGGUCUCGGAGCUGGAGGUCUGAUCAAUGGAGCCAUGAUCUUGAUGAUGUAUGCCGCACCUCUUCAGCGCCGUAGUUUACUGAUGGGGGUUCUCGGCGCUGUUUUUGGUAUAGCGUCGGUUGCAGGUCCUCUACUAGGUGGUGUAUUCACCACCAAGGUUACCUGGAGAUGGUGCUUCUACGUCAACCUACCUAUCGGGGCAGUGGUAUUGGUCUUCCUGAUCUUGGUUGUCGAAGAGACCACCCCGGCUCUCGGAUCACUCCCCGUGAAAGAGAAAAUUACCCGUGUUGACAUUCCCGGAACGCUUGUCUUUGUCCCAUGCAUUGUCUGUCUGCUUCUGGCACUUCAGUGGGGUGGGCAAACAUACGCCUGGUCAGAUGGCCGCAUCAUCGCCCUCUGGGUGCUCUUUGGGGUGCUCCUCAUUGUUUUCAUCGCCAUCCAGUUUUGGCAACAGGAGUCCGCCACUGUACCGCCACGCAUUGCAAAACAGCGCACUGUCGCAUCCGCAACUUUCUACAGCUUCUGUCUCGGAUCGGCAUUUUUCAUCAUUGUUUACUAUCUUUCCAUAUGGUUUCAGGCGAUCAAGGGCGAUUCGGCCAUCACCUCAGGAUACUCCACCCUCCCUUUCAUCCUUUCUCUUGUCAUUGCCUCGAUCAUGGCUGGCAUCUUUGUCAGCAAAGUCGGCUACACCAAUCCUGUAAUACUUGCCGGGGGCAUUCUUGUACCGAUCGGUACAGGUCUCUUCACCUUAUUCACGCCCCAUACGGGUCAUUCGAUGUGGAUCGGUGUCCAGGUACUGUUCGGUUUAGGCGUCGGGCUCGGAUUGCAACAGACGAAUAUCGCCGCUCAAGCCGCCUUGGACAAGAAAGAUGCGCCAACCGGGGUCUCACUUGUCUUUUUCGGCCAAGGGCUAGGUGGGAUUAUUGCCGUCGCGCUCGGACAAAAUGUCCUUGAUAAUCAGCUUAUCAAACGACUUCGGCACAUUGGAGGCAUCAGCGCCCAGGACGUGGUCAGCACUGGCGCGACUGAAUUGAGGAACGUAUUCUCGAAGGAGCAGCUUCCCAGUGUGAUCGAGGCCUACAACAGGGCCAUUGUCAUCGUGUUCUAUUGUGCCCUUGCCUUUGCCUGCAUAGCGAUCUUCGGGGCCCUCGCCAUGGAAUGGAAAUCGGUCAAAACGACGGAAUCCGGUGCGAAGGACGAAGAGAAACAAGAGGCAACACAGGAUGAUGUGCAGAGCGAGCCGCAGGAGAGCCGGAUGAGUACCCCUGUGGAAAAGCAAACAGAGAGUCAAGAAGGGCAGCAAGGUAAGGGCUUGAAGGCCGAUGAUACCUCAGAGUGA